UUCAGCGUCGUUUAUAGACCGUAGGCGUGAGAGAGCAGCCAGUCAGUUGUCUCUGGUUUCAUGGGGCGGGGUGGAAGUAAACGAAGUCAAGCAUGGGACACAGAAGUUGUAUUUAAACACCGUCGAAAAAUACUUUUAACUCAAUUAUCAGGACUAAAUGGACCUAAAGAAGGAUAUACCAUCAACACCAACAGCUUCUGUCAUGGAGAGGCCACCACUUACCUCCCAUAAACGUGGUCGUCCCUCAGUGGUCUCCAGUAACCCUUCUACUGCCCCUCCUCAGGAGCACGGCUCAUCAGCUUCCACUGAAUCACAGACAAAAGCCAAGAAAUCCAUCCAACCAACCACCAAUGAACCAGGGCUAAUAUCUGCUGCGUUGCCCUCUGAAUCUGCCUCAGAACCAGACUCUAACAAAACACCAGCCAGCACUCCUGCUGAUCAGUCGUCCGCUCAGAUCACCAAACCCUCAGCCGUUUCCAAGCUGACAGCUGCACCUCCUGCUUCAGCAGGUGACCGAGCGAUGGAUCCUUCUGCUUCUUCAUCUUCUGCACCUGAUACGUCCUCUACUGCACCUAAGAAAAUCUUUGUCUCCAUGGCAAAGCGGGUGAUAAUGCAGGAAAGACUAAGGAAAGCAGAGGAAGAGGACACCCAUGAUGAGGAUGAAGAUGAAGAGCCUGAGGAGGAUUUAACAGUGGAGCAGAUUGAAACGAAGGCCCAAUCAGGAGACGCAACGGCUCAGACACAGCUGGGUCAGCACUAUCUAAUUCUUGCUAAGGAGAAGGACCCGGAGCAAAAUAAUGUUCUUGCCGUUAAUUGGCUGAUUAAAGCAGCUAAACAGGGCAAAAAAAAUGCAGCAAAAGCACUGCAGCGCUGCUGGGUUCAGAGAACAGGAAUUACUUCAGAGAAUGAGGCUGAUGUGCGCAAGUUAUCAACAGAGAGUAAGUUUGAACGGACAGUACGCAAAGCGGCAAGGAUGAUGUUCCUUAAACUCAACCCAGAGAGGAAAAACAAGGUGGCCAUGUCUGAGAUGUUGGAAAAUGUCAGCCAGGUCAAUGCAGUACCAGGUGGCAAUGCAAGCAAGAUUCCAAGUCCAACCACAGGCCAGACACAGAGAGUGUUAGAAAACAUGGUCAUCAACGAGUCCAAACAGCUUGUGGACCUGGACGACUUUGUUGAGAUGACAAAAAACUAUGCACAAGGCAUUGUCCCCUCUCAAAAUGUUAGGCCAGACCAGAGAGAAAGCUUUGAGCGUCAGGAUAGUAGUGAUGAGCACAGGCGUCAGUCUGUUUCAUCCCAUUGCAAGAAGUCACCCAAAAUUCCUUGGAGUUUCGGUGGAGGGGGGAUGAUGUUGGACACAGAACGAACCGGGGCCAUGAGGAGAGCCAUGGACAUGUCACGCAUAACGAUGCUGCAGUACCCAUUGCACACCUUUAUGGAUGCUAAAGAGCACCUGGUUGACUGGGCAUCCCGGGCUGGUGUCCAGUGGUUGAGCACCAUCAUCCCCACGCAACACGUCAAUGCACUUAUUUUCUUUUUCAUCAUUAGCAACUUGACGGUGGACUUGUUUGCGUUUGUCAUCCCACUGCUAGUGUUCUACCUCUCCUUCAUCUCCAUGAUCAUCUGCACGCUGCGUGUUUUUAAGAGCAGUAAGACGUGGGAGAACUUCAGUGCCCUGACGUCUUUGCUGACUCGGUUUGAACCCAGCCUGGAUGUGGAGCAGGCAGAGACCAACUUUGGCCUGAACAAUCUGGAACAAUACUUCUACUUUAUCAUCUCUGUCUUUUUUGUGAUUUUCUCAUUCCCUGUUGCUGACAAAGGCUGGAUCCCUUGUUCUGAGCUCUCCACAGUGGCCAUCUUCUUUACCGCCGUCAGCUACAUGAGCCUAAGCCCAACUGCUGCAAUGUAUGCUCGACAAGCAUUGGUCAUAGAGGUUGCGUCAUCCCUCUGCAGCCUGACCCAGUUUUUGCCAAAGAACAUGACUGCGCUUCGUUUUUUGGGACACACCUUCGCCACGCUGCCUUUAGGGGAGUCUGUGGUACUGAAGCUGAGUCUGCCCUGUCUGCUGUAUGUCUACCUGUUCUACUUAUUCUUCAGCAUGGCCAAAACGCGUGGUUUCAGGGGUACUUACUGCUUCUUGGUUCCAUAUCUGGUCUGCUUUAUGUGGUGUGAGUUCUCUGUUGUUCUCCUCCAGAAUUCCUCUGUUAUUGGUCUCCUCCGCACCUGCGUGGCCUACUUUCUCCUGCUGUUUGCGCUGCCCAUUCUGGUGUUGGGUCUUUUCAUUAUGCUCUUUAUUCAGCUCUUUAAAUGGUUCCUGGAGCUCGAGUUGACAAAGGUGAUUGUGACUCUGGUCAUAUGUGCUAUUCCUGUCACCCUGCGUCUCUGGACACGUUUCAGCACGUCCAUCUUGGAUGUGUUCCGCUCACUGACUCACCGCGGCCCCGUCAAACUCAUCCUGCUCUGCAUCUUCAUGGUGGUCUUUGUUUUCUCCAUCUAUGUUUACCACGCUGAAGGGGAGAAGGUGUAUAAUUCCACUCUGACUUGGAACCAGUACAGCCAGGCAUGUGGCCCACCCGCCUGGGAAACUAAAGGAAUGGCCCAGACUCAGAUCUUCUGUAGCCACCUUUAUGGACACAGAGUCACGUGGACUGGACGUUUCAAGCAUGUCCGUGUGGCUGAAACAGAAAAUGGGCCGCAGUCGGUCAUUAACAUUUUGCCUAAAUUCAUAGGUGAUUGGCUGCGGUGCCUUUAUGGAGAGACGUAUCCCAAAUGUGAGCCAAAAAAUGUCACUGUUACAAACCAAACGGCAGCAGACUUGGCAGCUGGUAUGGAACCGUCACACCAUUCACUGACCACGCUGCUGCGAAUUCAUGAAGAAGAAGAGCUGUGUCAGAUCAAAGCUUUGGCAAAACACACUUGCCACGUGAAGCGCUUUGACAGUUUCAGGUUUGAGGUGACGGUGGGGAUGGUCCAGGCCGAUGACCCGACCAAGGACGUAUUACUAAUGGCCAGCAACGAGUUCAGACAAGUUCUGCUGAAUCUAAACCCCGGAAACAUGGUAGAGUUCAGCACCAAGCUGGAGGGUCGUCUCGGAGCCAAGGCACCGGCCUUUGAGUUGAAGGCCAUUGAUUGUCUGGACUGUGUGUCUUCAGCGUUCACUGGAGGACGGCAGGUGAAGAUCGAGAGAAACUGGAGACGUACCACGAUGAGAGCGUUGAAGUUUGGAUUUGACUUUUUCUUUGCUCCCUUUCUGUCUGCAAACAUCAGUGCCUAGGAAAAUUGGAGCCUGAACAAAUGGAUGGAGUAAAAAAAAAACACACUAUUUUUUUAAAGCCAAGUUUACAAACAUUUUAUAAAUCCCUGAAUUUACUCUAAAUUAUCAAGAACCAGUACUGAGCUGGAUCAUCCUGUGUGUUCACACAGUACAUGUAAGAAGGCCGUCCUGUGUUACUGCUUCUCCUCUUUACAUAUUCAUGUACACUUUCUUACAUGUAUAUUUAAUGUUAGUAAGCACCAUACAUAAUUAUAUUUGUGCUUGCAUUAGCGCAUUUUCAAUAUUUAUUUUUGUUCGUUCGUUUUAAUUGAAUUUUUAUUUUUUGUCUUAAACCCUGUUUUUUGACGAUUUUUUUAUCAGUGAUUUAUAUCAUAAUUAAGGGUACGUUUUCUGACCCUAUUAGCAGAGCACUGGUAGCUGCACCCAAAACCAAAUCUCUUACUGCAAAAGUUUCUAAGGAAACAGCAAAGGGCGGGUGUAAUUUUAGCACAAAUUGACUUCAGAAUGGCCUGAUGUGAUAAUUUAUUGACCCCACCCUGUAAAUCUAUUGCAAUUUUCCUUUUUGUUAUUUUCGGUAGAAAAUCUUCAGUUAGGAAAAAAAACAACCCUUUAAUACAGUGACAAAACCUAAAGCAGUGUUUUUCAACCUUUAACAGCUGCAAUCACGUGACUGGAAAAAAAAGUCUCGAGUUGCCAAAAAUCUGUGUUGUUAAACACUUGUGUAUGUGC
Messenger RNA from Cynoglossus semilaevis (tongue sole), 4000 nucleotides. RefSeq names its product Wolfram syndrome 1a (wolframin) (gene wfs1a). Bases 158 to 3271 code for a protein of 1037 amino acids. Gene Ontology annotation, cellular component: endoplasmic reticulum; endoplasmic reticulum membrane. Gene Ontology annotation, biological process: endoplasmic reticulum unfolded protein response; calcium ion homeostasis. Gene Ontology annotation, molecular function: protein binding. NCBI's taxonomy places the organism in Eukaryota, Metazoa, Chordata, Actinopteri, Pleuronectiformes, Cynoglossidae. The record is from RefSeq and is a predicted model, not a curated record. The transcript has 12 exons.